Molecule: messenger RNA, 1973 nt
Organism: Eriocheir sinensis (Chinese mitten crab)
Lineage: Eukaryota; Metazoa; Arthropoda; Malacostraca; Decapoda; Varunidae
Exons: 3
Coding region: 1-1896 (631 amino acids)
Source: RefSeq, a predicted model, not a curated record
AUGGCGCGGAGCCCGCAGCAAAGACAUCCGACGCGCCGUGCUCGGCACCUGCGUCGUGCUGGCCGCCGACGGCGGCGCCAGUGGUGGGCGCCGCAAGGUGACCAUCACCCUUUGCCGGCGUCGGGGUGCUGGCGAGCCCUCAGCUCGCGGGGGGUGGCCGUCUUCGCCUUCCCGGAGGCGUCCGGCCCCACCUCCCUCACUGCCCCGCUGGACCUGGAGUACCUCUUCAGGUGCAGCGGGAAACCAGACGCCGAUGCCACGCAGGUCAAGAUCUGUGUGGCGUACCGCCGCGGUGCAACUCGCAAGGCCCGCGUUAGCCUCGAAGAGUUCCUGGAGGCGCUGCUGCAUGGAGGCCGACCUGGCAGCUUCUUCCUGUACAUCUACGAUGACAAGGUCGGUCUUCAGCUGGCCAGUCAGCAAUUCCAGGGCCUUCCCACAACAUGGCCACUGGAACAGAAGCCCGGCAAGGGAAAGAUGGCCAUGCAUACUGAUGGAAACACUGACGCCGCCUACAACGAAUGGAAGCUUUACCUGGAAAAGGUGUUUGCGGUGGAAGACGAUGAAGAGAACACCGACAACGAUGAAGACACCCACAACGAACAGAAAGUUUACCUGGAAAAGGUGUUUGCGGUGGAAGACGAUGAAGAGAACACCGACAACGAUGAAGACACCCACAACGAACAGAAAGUUUACCUGGAAAAGGUGUUUGCGGUGGAAGACGAUGAAGAGAACACCGACAACGAUGAAGACACCCACAACGAACAGAAAGUUUACCUGGAAAAGGUGUUUGCGGUGGAAGACGAUGAAGAGAACACCGACAACGAUGAAGACACCUACAACGAAUGGAAAGUUUACCUGGAAAAGGUGUUUGCGGUGGAAGACGAUGAAGAGAACACCGACAACGAUGAAGACACCUACAACGAAUGGAAAGUUUACCUGGAAAAGGUGUUUGCGGUGGAAGACGAUGAAGAGAACACCGACAACGAUGAAGACACCUACAACGAAUGGAAGGAUUAUCUAGAGAAGGUGUUUUCGGUGGAAGAUGACGUAGGAGACACCGACAAUGACGAUGGCACCCACACUGAAGGGAAAGGUCUCCCGAAUAAGCUGUCUGCAGUGGAAGAAGAUGACUUUGACGAAGCGGCGCACGAGGUUAGGGAUGCCUGUGAUGUCGCUGCCGCAGAAGAGGAUCAAGCCACUGAUGUCGCUGCCACAGAACAGGAGCAAGCCUCUGACGUUCCUGCCGCAGAAGAGGAGCAAGCCUGUGAUGUCCCUGCCGCAGAAGAGGAGCAAGCCUCUGACGUUCCUGCCGCAGAAGAGGAGCAAGCCUGUGAUGUCCCUGCCGCAGAAGAGGAGCAAGCCUCUGACGUUCCUGCCGCAGAAGAGGAGCAAGCCUCUGACGUUCCUGCCCCAGAAGAGGAGCAAGCCUGUGAUGUCCCUGCCGCAGAAGAGGAGCAAGCCUCUGACGUUCCUGCCGCAGAAGAGGAGCAAGCCUGUGAUGUCCCUGCCGCAGAAGAGGAGCAAGCCUCUGAUGUUCCUGCGACACAAGAGGAGGCACCCCAGCACGCAGAAGCCUCUCGGGGCGGUACAAGUGCCACAGACAGGGAGGUUUCCCCUCAGGGCCAGGCCCCAGCACCAGUGACCGUCCCUGCCGCCCCCGCCACAACUUCCCUCGCCUACCGCAGCCUCACCGUGCCUCAGAGAUUCAUCUUCCGCCUCGCAGGACCCAGUGACCGCCAGCUGGAGGACCUGCGGCGGAGCCACGGCGUCAGCAUCGUGCGGGUCAGGCGAACCCUGCACAUCAAGGGCGAGAGGGACGCCGUCCUGCGGUGCCACCGACACAUGCGAGACGAGAUCGCCGAGUGGCGGAGGCGCGAGGCCGCUGAGGCUGAGUAAGCGACUCACAGACUUACCUGUGACCCGUGACGGCCGCAUUAACACCGUGUUUCUUAGCAUUUCUUAUCAUUUCUUGU